CUAUGUCAAUGAUAAAUGUCAAAGGAUUCAGUCACAAUAGCAUGUUGUUAUUCAACUUCUAAAACCUCAAACUAUAAUCAUUAGUUAUUAUACAGUGGAUAUUGACAUAAGAACAGUUGUGAUGCUUUACAGAUGCGUUAUUAUCAACAAAGGCCAAGGAAUAGUUUUGAAGGACUAUCGCAAUCCUGACUUUUUGCUGCAUGCGGUGAGCUAUCAAGACAUUGAUCCGAUAGGAUCUAACUUCAGUAAAGAUGUGUUUGAUCCACAUGGAUAUGACAAAAGCGACUUCAUUGAUGAAAUAGAAGCUGAUAUGAAGCGUGAAAAGGAGAGAAAAGAACAAGAAAGCAAGAAGAAUCUGAAGCUUGAUUUUGUAGCUACUGGAUUUCAACCUGCACCCAAAGUGAACAUGCCUAUUGCAGGUGCUUCUGCUGGGGCUGCCAGUGCCUUGCACUCUGCUCCAACUGCAGCUGAUAAUGUUGCCCGAGGUGGUAGAAGCAAGAAGUCUAAGUGGGAUAAGGUGGAGGGGGAUCGGAGAAUUCCUCCUGCUGGAGGCCAGGAAUCUUUGUCUACUGUUGUAGCUCAUACUGCUGUUCCAUCAGCCACUAAUGCCAGUGGAUACGCAGCGUAUGCGCAGCAAAGACGACGGGAGGCAGAAGAAAAAAGAUCCACUGAAAAGAACAGAAGAUCCUAAGCCAUUCAUGUAAUGUUAUAGUUACAAUGUCACGUGGGAUUGUAAUCUUACAUUCAUGAUGUGUCAUUAAAUAAGUGAAUGCAUAUAAUAUCAUGAGUGGAUCCUUGGAUGAAAAGAGUCAAUCAUAUAAUGACAUGUCAUAAUUGCAAGCUUAUAAUGUCACGUGGCAUUGUAACUAUGUCAUUUUUGUAUCCCAAAACAUCAUUCAAUUUUAGUCAUAUUGUUUUAUUAAAUUGUAGCCACAGGUUUUCCACCUUUUUUGUACCCCAUAGUUAACUCACAUAAUUGUAGUUUCAAUAAUGCAGCAGUGAUAUAAACCUGUAAUUGCAUA
Molecule: messenger RNA, 1022 nt
Organism: Rubroshorea leprosula
Lineage: Eukaryota; Viridiplantae; Streptophyta; Magnoliopsida; Malvales; Dipterocarpaceae
Source: the annotation of a GenBank genome assembly